This is a messenger RNA of Talpa occidentalis (Iberian mole), 6265 nucleotides long. RefSeq names its product GINS complex subunit 1 (gene GINS1). The record is from RefSeq and is a predicted model, not a curated record. NCBI's taxonomy places the organism in Eukaryota, Metazoa, Chordata, Mammalia, Eulipotyphla, Talpidae. Gene Ontology annotation, cellular component: GINS complex. The transcript is spliced from 7 exons. The coding region runs from base 123 to 713 and encodes 196 amino acids. Gene Ontology annotation, biological process: DNA strand elongation involved in mitotic DNA replication; DNA replication.
AGCGCGGAGCCGGGGGCGAGAACCUGAGCUGUGAGGCGAGAGCCAUUAGAGCCCAGAGACCGGCGACCGUUUGGCUUGAGAGCGGGCGGUUGACAGAACCGCGGGACCGGGGUGUUUCCACCAUGUUCUGCGAAAAGGCCAUGGAGCUGAUCCGCGAGCUGCACCGCGCGCCCGAAGGGCAGCUGCCCGCCUUUAAUGAGGAUGGGCUCAGGCAAGUUCUGGAGGAGAUGAAAGCUUUAUAUGAACAAAACCAGUCUGAUGUGAAUGAGGCGAAGUCAGGUGGACGAAGUGAUUUGAUACCAACUAUCAAAUUUCGACAUUGUUCAUUGUUAAGAAAUCGACGUUGCGCUGUAGCAUACCUGUAUGACCGAUUGCUUCGGAUUAGAGCACUCAGAUGGGAAUAUGGUAGCGUCUUGCCAAAUGCUUUACGAUUUCACAUGUCUGCUGAAGAAAUGGAGUGGUUCAAUCAUUACAAAAAGUCUCUUGCUACAUAUAUGAGGUCAUUGGGAGGCUGUGAAGGUUUAGACAUUACACAGGAUAUGAAACCUCCAAAAAGCCUAUAUAUUGAAGUGCGGUGUCUGAAAGACUAUGGAGAAUUUGAAGUUGAUGAUGGUACUUCAGUUCUAUUAAAAAAGAAUAGCCAGCACUUUCUACCUCGAUGGAAAUGUGAGCAGUUGAUUAGACAAGGAGUCCUGGAGCAUGUCCUGUCGUGACCUCAUACUAGACAGUGCCAGGCUUCACCUGAAGGGCAAGGCUGAACCAGCCACCGAAACUUCUACACGUCUCUCUCCACCCUCUUGUGUCCCAUCCCUCAUUGGUUGUGAAAGUUACAGACUUCCUUAAGGUAACCAGGAGUACCUGGGAAAGGAGCAUGGUUUGUUUUCUUAUUUUACAGGAGUCAUCCUUUUUGUAAUAAGCUAUUCCUGUAAUCAUAAUAUUGCUGCAUUACUACAACAUGAAUUUUUUCUAAUGAAAAUAAACUUUUAUUGCAUUUAAAUCUUUUUUAAACAAUGAAGAAGUUUCAUUUGGCUGAAGAUAGAUUCCAUUGCAUCUGUAGUGUGCUUUGUGUGAGCCAGGGAACUGAAUUUCUGAACACGUUUUCAAAUGAUUUGGGAAGGUGGGGAUAAUAGGUUCUAAACAUUUUUAGUGUGUUUAAUGUUUAAUGACAUACUUUAUCUUUUGGUUAUUUGGGAAGGAAGAUAGGAAGGGCACAGUGGAUUUUGCCCAUUUCUUUUUUCUUUUAAGAGUUAUUUUUAUUUAUGCAUACAAGAACUGGGGUGCAGGCCAGAGGUGCGGGAGGGUGAGAGGAUUCACCAGAGACAGAGUGGGAAGCAGAACAGGCAGAUCUACUGAAAUACACUACUGAGGGGAGCAGCAGGUGAGACGAGAGAUCUCCUGUGCCAUGUGUGUAGCUCCCUGGCCAGGGAUCGAACUCAUGAUACAGAGGCUGCUGGAUAAGUUGAUAAUGCUGACUUUCUUUCUUUUUCUUUUUUUUCUUAUUUUGGCCUUGUUGGAAGGCAUUAUUUUUUUUUUAAUUUUUUUCACAUCAUUGUUCAUUUUUAAACAAUAUUUGCUUCCCCCCACCCUCUCAGGUGUAGUCCCCAUGGAAUUUCCUUCCCCAAUGCACCCGUGCACCCUUACCUCAGUCCCAUGUUCUCCUCCCUCCUUCCCUUUGAUCCCUCUCCCUCCUCCUCCCCUGCAGUAUGUCUGAUUUAUAAUUGUCUGUUUUUGCUUUGUUGUGUUUUGUACUGUUACUAUUUUUUUACACUGAUGUUUUAUUUGGUUCCCCUUAUUCCUGCUGUAAGUGAAACAGUCCGAUAUUUUUCUUUUUCCUUCUGUCUUAUUUCACUGAGCUUAAUUCCUUCUAGCUCCAUCCACAUUGCUGCGAAUGGCAUGAGUUUAUCUUUUUGAUUGAUGAAUAAUACUCCAUUGUGUAUAUAUACCACAUCUUCUUGAUCCAGUCAUCUAUUUUUGGGCAUUUGGGUUGUUUCCAGGUUUUACCUAUUGUAAAUAGUGCUGCAAUUAACAUAGGUGUACUUUUAAAUCAAUGUUUUUGUGUCCUUUGGGUAGAUCCCUAGGAGUGGAAUUGCUGGGUUAUAUGGUAGCUCCAUGUUUAGUAGACUGAGGAACCUCCAUACAGCUUUCCAAAGUGGUUGGACCAGUUUGCAGUCCCACCACCAAUGUAGGAGAGUUUCUUUUUUGCCACAAACAUUUAGUUUUGCUAAUUUUUUUGAUAUGUGCCAUUCUUUCUGGUGUAAGGUGGUAUCUCAUUGUGGUUUUGAUUUGCAUUUCCCUGAUUAUAAGGGACGUUGAACAUUUUUUCAUAUGCCUAUUGGCCAUUUGCAUUUCCUCUUUGGAGAAAUGUAUUUAAGUUCUUCUGCCGAUUUCUUGACUGGAUUUUUUACUUUGUUUUUGUUGAGUCAUGUGAGUUCUUUGUGUAUCUUUGUGAUCAGUCCUGUAUUAGUUGACUGGAGUGCAAAAAUAUUUUCCCAAUCAGUGGGGUGUCUCUCUGUUUUGGUUAAUGUCUGUUCUGCUGUACAGAAACUUUUCAGUUUGAUGUAAUCCCAGUUGUUUAUCUUUUCCUUGACUUUCUUUGCUUUGGGUGAUGAGUCUUUAAAGAUGUUACUGAGAUAUAUGCUUUGUAGUGUUUUGCCUGUAUUUUCUUCUAUAUAUUUUAUGGUUUCAGAUCUUUAUGUCCAGGUCUUUUAUCCAUUUUGAGUUGAUUUUUGUGCGUGGUGAGAGGUAGUGGUCUAGUUUCACUUUUUUGCAUGUGGUGGUCCAGUUUUCCCAGCACCAUUUAUUGAACAAACUGUUCAUGUUCUAUUGCAUAUUCUUUGUUCCUUUGACAAAGAUUAGCUGUCCAUAUAAGUGUGAUUUUAUUUCUGGGCUUUCUAUUUGGUUCCAUUGAUCUGUGUGUCUGCUUUUGUUCCAAUACCAAACUGUUUUAAUUAUUAUGGCUUUAUAGUAUAGCUUGAAGUUUGGAAGUGUAAUACCUCCUUUCUCUUUUGUUUUCACCAGUAGGGCUUUGAUGGCACUGACUUUAAACCCUGCACCACCAGGGAGGCCCAGAUUCUGCCCAUUUCUGUCAGUGGUGGCUGCUCUGGCUUGGUCUACACACCUGCUUGUUGAGUGCACCAGUACUGUGUACUACCUCCUUGGAAAAGGAACUGAAAUUGGGGCUAGAGAAGGAACUUGAUGCACUUUUCCCCAGAUUCCCUUUGACCACAGUCAUGUGAAGAGCUAGUUGAGUGGAAUGUCAAUCUGUUCUCUGAUGAACUGAGAAUGGUAAGUGCUGGAAAGGAAGUGACCUCGUCUGGUGGUCAGUGGCCUUUCCCCACCAAUCCCUGCCAUGACUAGCCCAGCUCAGCAAAGGACCUGGCACAUGCUGUAUGUGCAGCUUUGUUUUUAUACAGGAGAACUUUUGACCAAAGUUAUGCUCAAGAAAUCAAGUUAAAGAGACUUGACUAAGAUGAAGAUCUGUAUAUUUUCAUAAUUGACCUACUCAGGUCAAUAGGCUGCCCUUUGCAAAUUUUUUUUUUUUUUUUUUUUUUUGGUUGAAAAUAGUCUCUCCCCUCAUACUCAGGUCAUAUUUUGAUCUAAAUCUCUGCUGGGCCUCCCUGGUGGCUCAUUAAGCACAGCAUUAUGAAGGUAUCUGCAGCCUCUGUAGCACAAAUUUGAUCCCCGGCCUGCCACGGAACAACCCACAUAGCGCAACAGACCUCUCCUGUCUCGAGCACUGCUCCCCUCAGCAGUGUACUUCAGUCAAUCUGCCUGUUCUGUUCCCUGCUCUGUCUCUGAUGAAUCCUCUCACCCCCCCCCCACACCUCUGGCCUGUACCCCAGUUCUUGUAUGAAUAAAUAAAUCUUUAAAAAAAAAAUCUCUGCUGAUAAACACUAGGAAAAUUUCCCAAAGUGAAGGGAUAGAUGAUGCUGCUCUCCGGCUGUUGGGUCUGUGAUUACUUUGUCCCUCCUCUUCUACUUUUAGCGAACUUAGGAUAGUGCACACAGAUGGGCCCUCGAGUCCAUGGGAGUCUGCUGUGCUGUAAACAGAUUUGAGGACAUCAUGUCCCUAAACCAGCAGUGUUCCUGAACUUAAAUUAUGCAAAAUAAUUUUGUGUUAAAGCCUCAAAACAAUAAAAUACACUCAUUUGAGUUGAAUGUAUGCUAGUUGAAAAUUUGAAAUUUUUGAAGUUUUACCGGUUAAUAUUGACUGGCUCUCUAUAGAAAUGUGGUUAAACAUGGGCCUCCCCGGUGGCGCAGCGGUUGAGCGCUGGGUUGGGAAGCUGCCCGCAGCCUCUGCAGCGCCGGUUUGAUCCCCGGCUGCUCCCCGGCCACAGGAGGAGGGUCCCACAUGGCGCGCGGACCUCUCCUGCCGCCCGCUGCUCCCCUCAGCAGUGUACCUUGGUCUUCUGCCUGCUCUGCUCCCUGCUCUGGCUCUGGUGAAUUCUCUCACCCUCCCGCGCUUCUAACUGUACCCAGUGCUUGUAUGUAUAAAUAAAUAAAUCUUUAAAAAAAAAUGUGGUUAAACAUGUAUCAUUUUUUUCUAAUGGUAAGAUAAUAUAAAAAGUAAAAAAAAUACAUAAUGUAGACAAUGAAAAUAAGCUGCCCUUCACCCACUAACAGUGUGCUCACAUGUAAAGUACAAUCCCAUUUCUUUUUAAAUAUUUUCCAAUUCUCUUCUAAUUUUAUUCCUUACAUUAAUCUACUUUCUUUUCCAUUUUUAACUGGCUUUGGCUGAUAUAUGUCAGAAAGGUGCAAACUAUAACAAUUUGUCCAUGUUCUAAAAUGUGUAUAUAUAAACUCAUUUAUUUUUCACAUUGAUUUUGUUGUCUAGAAAUUUCGGAAAAAUGUCUACUACUGUUGGUAAUAGUUGGCAGUUUAUCUUUGUCCUGACUUGAUUGGAACGCCACUGUCUUCUGUCUCAAUUUUUCUAUUCCACAUUUCCCCAGGAAAAAUACCAAAACUUGUGGCUUUCCCUAGUGCAACUUUAAACCUCAAAAUGAAUUCAAUACUAUGAUUACAGAACAGUGGUUAAUAACAAAUAAGAUUCUUACAAAGGAACUUUUGGAAUCUCAGUGAUGAUCAUGUGUUUUCUUACUUAACUCACUAAUGUUAUGAAUUAUAUAAAUAGAAUUUUACUCUUGAACCAUUGUGUAUUUCCUGGGCUACACUGUCUUUGGCCAUGUGUGUUAAUCAUUCAGUGAACUGCAAGAUUGAUUUGCUAUUAUUUUAAUGGGGAAUUUAGCAUCUGUGAGUGAUGCUGGCUUUAUAAUAUUUUGAAAGAAGAGAAUGUGAGUGCUGUGUGUCUGUGCUUUUAGUCUUACCGGUUAUCUGUUCGUCUGAAACAAGCAAUCCAAAACUUAAUGUCUUUAACAACACCAUUUAAUUAAUGCUCAUGAUCCAGUGGUUUGACUGGGCCUACCUGGGCAAGUCUGCAGAUCUUGCUUGGGGUCUCUGAUGAAGUUGCAUUCAGGCAUUUACUUGGCAGGGAGGACUUGAGCUGUCCCUGCUCUCUCAGGACUCUUGCAUUUUAAGAAGGUGAAAGAGGGUAUUGCUAGUUCUCUGAAAGAUGAGGCCUGGUACAAGACUGGCACCCUCUGCUUCUCUCUUCAGUUAAGUACAGCCACAGUCUGUUCAGGUUCUUUAAAGGGACUCUGAACCACACAUGGAGACCUUUCAUGUGUGGCCACCACAGCCAGAUUUGGUGCUUGUUCCCUUAUCUAUUUUAUAGAAAUGUAACUUUGAAAUAGCUUUAAUGCAUACAAAGCCAUCUGUGUAUCUAUAUAUCUUGUGGGGUAAGAGAUAUUGAUGUUAGAUUAAAUUUUUUGUUUUCUUUAGUUUUAGGUCAAGCUUUUUACUUUCUCUGGAGUAAAUUUUAGUGUUUCUGAACAUUUGAUCAUUCCUAAAUUAUGUAACUGUUUUGCCUUUUUGGUCUUAGUCAUGUAACUUUAAAAACCUGUAAUGAUGAUGUAUCGGUAUUUUGGAAUGUUAAAGAGGGAGAUGCAAAUUUCAGAUGGUUUAUUUUCAAAAUAGGUAGUAGUUAGGAUCAGUUGAAUAUCUAAUUUUUUUUUUGUAACUACAAAAAAACCCCAAUAUAUUCACAUGUUCCAAAAGAUAUGUGUAUAAUAAAGUAUACAACAAAACUCACUUCACUUCUGUCCUUAUCCGUCCUGUUCCCAUAUUCACUAGUGAACCACUUUUAUUAAUUUUAUGGGCUUAUUUUAAGUCUCUUCACGUGAAUAAAAGAAAGUGUGAAUAUAAAUUCU